This is a messenger RNA of Anopheles gambiae (African malaria mosquito), 1864 nucleotides long. RefSeq lists its product as uncharacterized. Gene Ontology annotation, molecular function: protein binding. Lineage: Eukaryota; Metazoa; Arthropoda; Insecta; Diptera; Culicidae. The coding region runs from base 353 to 1819 and encodes 488 amino acids. The transcript has 2 exons. The record is from RefSeq and is a predicted model, not a curated record.
UUAAAGCUUGAUUUUGCUCUAUCUCUCUCUCUCCUUUCUUAAUUCUUUCUUAAUGUAUCUGUUUUUCUUUCUCUCUCUCUCUCUCUCUCUCUCUCUCUCUCUCUCUCUCUCUCUCUCUCUCUCUCUCUCUCUCUCUCUCUCUCUCACAACUCACUUCUGAACAACCGAUCAUCCGAUGGGAAGACAUCCAAGUAACAUGAUUGACGCAAUACAUCCAAGUAACGCAGUUCACAUACAAUUCAUCCAAGCAACGUGGUCGUUCAACAUUAACUCUUGAGUCGUUGAGUUGGUGAGAUUUUCAGAGAUAUUCGGAUCAAUCAGAGAUUUUCAAAGAUCAUAAUCGAAACGUAUAAUGGAUUCGUGUGAUGCCGGGUCCCCUUUCGACAAGCUGCCUCCGGAGCUUAUUUGCACCAUAUGCGAUUAUCUUGAUUUGGAGGCGUUGAAGGCAUUGUCUCUUACAUGCCACCGGUUGGAGCAAAUAUGCGCGAACCAAUGUGCUCAUCGGUUUUUCUUGUGCAUCCGCGAGAAUAGACUGGCAUAUUAUAACUAUCAGCUGGGAACAAUUGCCGAAAAGGUGGAAGAGGCAGCCAUUUUGCUGAAGACUACAAAACGUCGCUACCGUCGGGUUCAUCUCGAUGUGCAGUACGAGCCUGAGGCCGAUAGUAUCGAGCAUAUGCAAGCUAUACUCGACAAGCAGUUGUUGCAGCAACUGGCCGUGCUGAAGCUUGAUCUACCGGCUUUAUCGGGAAAUUUGGCCGUACAUCUGUCGGACGCGGUGGCCAAGAUGGACUGCUUGCUGGAGCUAGACAUCUGUUAUCGACAUCAGUUGACAAAUGUCAAUCUGCCUUUGUCCAGUGACUUGAACCUUAUCAACCGUUCACUGCAUAAUCUGUCCCUAGACUACGUUUGGCCGGCCAGGAUCGAUUGCCCCAAUAUGCAGAGCCUUGCCGUUAAAGGGCCAUUCGAUAUAGAGGCUAUCGUAGGUAAGCAGUAUGCGCUGCACGGUGUUCGGGAACCUUACUGGAAGCUGAAGCACAUAAAAGAGCUGGUAAUUACUAAACAUUUACAGAGUAAUCCGUUUCCCGAUUCUUCGGCAUUAGCUGCAAGCUAUAGGGUACAGUUUUAUCGACAGUUGAAACACCUUAAAAAAUUGUACUACAACUUUAACGGCGCGUCAGAUUGGAUAUUGCAGACCAUUUGCGAAUCUUGCGUCCAGCUGGAGCUCCUAUAUUUCCUAAUGCUAGAAGUGGAAGACCGGAAUUCGUUACGCUUCCUUUCGAAUCUGACCAACCUACGAGAAUUGAACAUUUUAAUCGCCAGAAACGUCAUAUCAUUCGCUGACGUUCGCUUGCCCAAUCUGAAAAGGCUUCUAUUAGACUUUGUGGAAAUUUACUGGCCCCCAGUCGAAGGAUUUGAUUCAAUCGAAUGGCUGAAGAUCAAAGCCUUUCCUUGGCAGGAGAAGCAAAUAUGUGAUCUUUUCGCUGGGCCCUUGAACCGUCUCCGCUUUUUAUGGAUCAAGCUAUCAAUAGAUUUAGAGCUCUCGUGGUAUAGAAACAUAUUUGCAGCGCUCACCAAACUGCCUGCGCUGAAAACGCUCGUACUGCACAAUAUGCCAUCUUUGAAUCACCUCAAUGUAAUGAAACCCUUACUGCAGUUAACUAAACUAACAGUUCAACUUUCUUUCGGCAGCGACGGAACGACUGUUCCGGUCGAGGUUCCAAUACUGGUGCCCAACGUUGAAAGAAUCAAAAUUUGUGCAGACAAGGAGUUAGAAAAGGUGCGUUGGAAUAAAAACGUUGCUUCAGUACCUAAAAUAUAACCAAUCAACCUAUUCCGGCAAAGGUUGGAAAUGCAAAGGUUAAAG